Messenger RNA from Homarus americanus (American lobster), 1622 nucleotides. RefSeq lists its product as uncharacterized. The transcript is spliced from 3 exons. NCBI's taxonomy places the organism in Eukaryota, Metazoa, Arthropoda, Malacostraca, Decapoda, Nephropidae. Gene Ontology annotation, molecular function: RNA binding. The coding region runs from base 828 to 1622 and encodes 264 amino acids. The record is from RefSeq and is a predicted model, not a curated record.
UCCAGACAGUGCACAGCCUAGCAGUGCCCCGCGCGUUCCACACCAUCUCACACACACACACACGCACACUCUCUCUCUCUCUCCCUCUCUCUUCCUCCCGCUGUGUACUCGACGUGUGUGUUUAACCUGUGUGCGUGUAUCGUCUAUGCGUGGUUUGGCUAUGCUACUACACCAGUCUGUGUUGUGAUUUUGUACGCACAAUCAUUGUUUUCAACUUGUUGAAGAUUUCUCUAGGAAAGAUAGUCCGCUGGUCUUGGAUACCGUGAGCUGAGGCUGCCCCUCGCUCUGGCCCAACUGCAAGGUUGUCCGGCGUUCCAGAAAACCCGUUGCGACGGAUCCAUCAGCCGUUCCAGCGUCUUCCUCGACAGACCGGCAAGUGUGGUGACCGCUCAGUGACUGCCGUGUGGCUGGUGCUGCUCACUCGCGGGAUCAGCAAGAACUCCUGGCAGCUCUGGCUUCUCAGCUGACCGACUUGUGUUUCACUCCAAGAACGUGACCCUCCCCAUUUGUUCCCCCUCCCCUUUAGUGAACGUGAGUGGAAAAGGAUCCCAAGUUCAGAUAUCACGAGAGCUUCCUGUCUCAGAGUCCCUGCUAACAUCACGAUUGUGUUCAAUAUUGUUAAAUUGAGAGUUAGUCCAGGGCAACUGAGUCUGUUGUACGAGAUAGCGUCGCCAAGUGUCCAGUGUCACCCCCUUCCCUUAAGUUGUGUGCCAGUAUACUUGUGUUGGAUAUAAAAUUGAUUAAGAAAAGAUUUAUCAGUUUAAGCUCUCGCUGAUUCCUCUUUGAAAAUUCGUACCUCCUUUUAAUAUUGGUCACUCAACGGCACAAUGCUGAUCAACAUGGCCGCGUACCAUAACGCCCUCAUCGACACUUCGUACCCGCCCCACCACCUGCCCGCCAUCAACGGCGUGGGUGUCAACGGCGUGUCUGCGGCUCACCUCAACGGCCACGCUGGCGGGCCGCUGAGCCACUCCGGAAGCCCCGGAAGUAGCCACCAGCCUGCCAGCGGACACCAACACCCAGGCCAGCAGCAGUCACAACAGCAGCAACAGUCUCAACACCACCACCAGCAGUUGGUGGCCUCCCUCAGUCAUCCUGGCCACCAGCACCAUGCCGCCUCACCGCCACAUAAAGAACAUGACGCCAUCAAACUCUUUAUCGGUCAGAUCCCCAGGCACAUGGAAGAGAAAGAUCUGCGCCCACUCUUUGACGAGUUCGGCAAGAUCUACGAGUUUACCGUGCUCAAGGACAAGCUUACCGGCAUGCAUAAAGCGGGUGAAGUGGGGUUAGCUGUGAGUGAAGUGGGGUCAGCUGUGAGUGAAGUGGAGUUAGCUGUGGGUGAAGUGGGGUUAGCUGUGAGUGAAGUGGGGUUAGCUGUGGGUGAAGUGGGGUUAACUGUGGGUGAAGUGGAGUUAGCUGUGGGUGAAGUGGAGUUAGCUGUGGGUGAAGUGGAGUUAGCUGUGGGUGAAGUGGAGAUAACCACGGGUGAAGUGGUGUUAGCUGUAGGUGAAGUGGAGUUAGCAGUGGGUGAAGUGGAGUUAACAGCGGGUGAAGUGGAGUUAACAGUGGGUGAAGUGGAGUUAACAGCGGGGAAGUUGGAGUUAACAGCGGGUGAAAGUUAG